Messenger RNA from Metarhizium acridum CQMa 102, 1734 nucleotides. RefSeq lists its product as uncharacterized. Gene Ontology annotation, biological process: transmembrane transport. Gene Ontology annotation, molecular function: transmembrane transporter activity. The record is from RefSeq and is a predicted model, not a curated record. Gene Ontology annotation, cellular component: plasma membrane. NCBI's taxonomy places the organism in Eukaryota, Fungi, Ascomycota, Sordariomycetes, Hypocreales, Clavicipitaceae.
AUGGCUACUCUGACUGCCGCCACUGAACCAGGUCGUCUGUCCACUGACAAGACAGAAGUUGAUUCCGGAAUCACCUCGCCACCUAAAGAUACACACCCGCACGAAGAUCACCCCGUCGCCGAUGGGAAGGCCCAGCAGAGUGAGGAUGGCGGUCCCGACUAUCCACAUGGCAUUAAGCUGGUCCUGAUCAUUUCGGCGCUGUGUCUGGCCGUGUUUUUGGUUGCCCUGGAUCAGACCAUUAUUGCGCCUGCUUUGGGGGCUAUUACGGCGCAGUUCCAGAGCGUCAAGGAUAUCGGCUGGUACGGAAGUGCCUAUUUGCUCACGACGACGGCUUUGCAGCCCAUGUACGGUGCCGUGUAUAAGUUGUUUAAUGUCAAAUUGGUGUAUCUCGGUGCUGUCUUUAUAUUUGAAGUGGGCAGCUUGUUGACUGCCGUUGCGCCCAAUUCGACUGCGUUUAUUGUGGGAAGAGCUAUUGCGGGUAUUGGAACUGCUGGUCUCUUCUCUGGCUCCAUCGUGAUCCUCUCGCUCUCAAUGCCUCUCCAGAAACGCCCUAUGGUAUUCGGUCUCAUAGGCGGCAUGUGGGGGAUUGCCUCCGUCGCAGGCCCUCUUCUCGGCGGCGCAUUCACGGAAAACGUCACCUGGCGAUGGUGUUUCUACAUCAACCUCCCCAUCGGAGGCCUCGCCAUGGGUAUUAUCGCGUUCUUCCUCCACGUCAACCGCAAUACCUCUGACACCGAGAACAUGACCUUUGUGGAGCGUCUCUUGCAGCUGGAUCUGCUGGGCACCUUCGUCUUCAUCCCCUCUAUCGUGUGUCUUUUGCUUGCGCUACAGUGGGGAGGAGCGGACUAUCCAUGGAACAAUUCCAAGAUUAUUGGCCUCUUUGUCGGGUUCGCACUCAUGAUUGCCGUCUUUAUUGGCAUCCAGUUUUGGCAGGGUGACAGGGGAACCUUGCCGCCUCGCUUCUUCAAGAAUAGGAACACCCUGUGCGCCAUGGUGUUUGCGUUUUUCUUUGGCGCCGGGUUCUUCCCCCUGGUUUAUUACAUCUCUCUCUACUUUCAAGCCAUCCAAGGUGUAUCCGCCGUCCAAGCCGGCAUCAAAAUCCUCCCUCUCCUGCUUGCCACGGUCCUUUGCUCCAUCAUAACGGGCGGUCUCAUCUCCGUCAUCGGCUACUACAACUUUGUCAUCAUCCCCUGCAUGGUCCUCUACACCGUCGGCUCCGGCAUGAUCACCACCUUUGACGUGGACACCCCGCUCCGCCAGUGGUUCGGCUACCAGGUCAUUGCUGGUCUCGGCAUCGGGGCCGGCUUCCAAAUCGGCGUGCUGGUCGUGCAGACGGUGCUCCCGCAGGAAAUGGUUCCCGUCGGCACGGCCUGUGUGCAGUUCUUCCAGGCACUCGGCGGUGCCAUUUUCGUGGCUGUUGCGCAGACACUCUUCCAGAAUGGGCUCAUUGACACCCUUGGCAAGGACAACAUUGGCCUCGACGGCAAGAUCUUUAUCAAUAGCGGCGCUUCCCAGAUCAAGCAUGUCCUGGAGGGAAUGGGCCGCUUGGACGCCCUGGACCAAGUGCUGGAGGCCUACAUGAUUGGGCUUAGGCACACGUAUUACAUCUCCGUGGCGUGUGCAGGCUGUGCCUUUUUGGCGGUGCUGGGUUUGGAAUGGAGGUCUGUGAAGCAUGGCCCCGACGGCAGGAGGAACAAGAAGAAAGAAGAGACUGCUGCCUCGGCAGCUGUUUAA